AUGCAGUCUACACCUCGUGCAUCUCCCUCAGGUCCCCAGCAAGAUCAGCAACUCUUUUAUGCAGGGGUCUCAGACAAAGACAAUACUCCAGAGACAUUUCCUUUGAAUGAAAAUCUUCUUGAUAAGGAGGGAGAGCCUAUGAAUGCAGCUCUUUCUCAUUCUUUCAAUACUCCGGCACAGCUGCGCCGCACAGUUUUAUUGUCUUUAUUUGCUGUUUCUUCUCUUGUCUUUCUUCUUUUAAUGUGCGGCUUCCGAAUUAAACAUUCUCGGGUGUCUAGGCACCUCCGCAGACUCGCAGAUUCUGAAAAGCCCUGGGAUAAAUGCGAGGGAGAUGGGCCCCCUCAUGAAGCUGCUGCUGGUGCUGCUGCUGCAGCGGCAGCUGGAGCAGCAGAAGCAGAUUCAACAGCAGAGGCAGGAUCGGAGACAGAACCACCAGAACCAGAAACAGCAGCAACAGCGGCAACUGCAGCACCAGAGACACAAGGUGAAGACGCGCCUGAAGGAGGAGCAGGAGCAGAAGAAAACGAGACAGAAGGAGAACCAGCAACAGCAGCAACAGGAAAAGAAGAAGCAGCAGACGGAGCUGAGGCAGAGACUGACACAGCACCUGAAACAGAAGCAACAGCAACAGCACCAAACGAACCACUCCCUCCUAUACCAGAAGAUCUAGCAGAAGGAGCAGGAGCAGAAGUAGGAGCAGCAGCAGGAGGCGAAGGACCACCAGAUCCAGCAGCAGCAGCUCCAGCAACAGCGCAGGAAGGAGCAGCAGGAGCAGAAGGAGGAGCAGACGAAGCAGCAGCAGACGGAGAAACAGCAGACGGAGCAGCAGCGGAGGCGGGACCUGCACGGGUGUCACUAGACACAGCAGCAGUAGCAGCAAGAGUAGCAGCACAGCAAAGAGUAGACUACUUUUUAAGGGAGUUAAUGGAUAUGUGGGAGACAGGAAGACAACUAAUGCAGCACCUACGGGAUUGUGACCGUGCUUCUCUUGCGGAGAUGCUGCUGAAGAUUGCUGGAAUGGAGCUGUCCACAAUAGCAGCAGCGGCAGCAGCAGGAAGCCUACACGUAGCAUCUGCAACGAAGAGGAAGGUACACGACCUAGCUACUGCACUUCUACAGCAGGGGAGUCUGGAGCUGAUGAAGGCGGGCUGCAACAUCGGAUUGUGGGACGAAGACCUGAAUGGUAGCAGCAGCAGCAAGGACAACAGCAGCAGCGCCACGCAGGCGCUGCUUUUCUUAGGGGCCUUAACAGGUAAAUCACCAGCACUAUGGACGACGCGUACUUCAUGGACGGAGCCGUCUCAAGAGGAAGCAGGGGCAGCAGCAACUGUUGCUGCUGUUGCAACUGCUGUAGCACAACAGCAAUUCUUGAGUUAUUAUCCACCAGCAGCAGGUGCUGCUACUCCUUUCUGGGGACAAUAUUUACAGCCACAGCAGAUGCUGCAGCAGCAGAUGCUGCAGCAGCAGAUGCUGCAGCAGCAGCAAGGGCUGGUGCCGCCGCAGACGCCGGUGCCUCUGCUGCAACAGCAGGACACUGCGCUGCCGCAGCAGACGCCGCUGCCGGAGCAGGAGCAGCAGCCGGAGGAGCUAGAGCUGCCGCAGCUACAGCAGCCUGUGCUGCAGCCGACAGUAACUCUGGAGCCGCACCCUGGGCCGGCGCAGCCGACGCUGGUGCUGCCGCCACAGGUGCCGGCAUGGAUGCCGCCACAGGGAUGGAUGCAGCCAGGGGUGCUGCUGCCUCCAGGGAUGCUGCUGCCGCCUCACGCGCAGCCUUUCUUAGUGCAGCAGCCGCAGCAUUUUCCAGGGUUUCUGCCGGGUCGUGGCUGGCCUCCACCAACACCUGUAGUGCUUUUGGGGCCCUCUGAAAGAGGAGCAGCAGCAGCAGCAAGCGGGCGCAGUGCGAGUGUGCCGCUGCUGCUGCUGCGGCGGCACGGUACAUCCAGACCAAGUGGGUAUGACAGCAGCAGCAGCAGCAGCAGCAGCAGCAGCAGCAGCAGCAGCAGCAAGGGCAGCAAGACCAGAAAGAGGGGAACCAAGGGUGCCAAGCGCCGCAGGCGCACUCUGACCGCCGCUGAUAUUCUGUUUGGUGCUGCAACUGUCGGUAGAAUGUGCGUUUCAGAAGUAACGUGGACUAUGCGACAGCUUUCUCUCACCUUAGCCCCCGAUGCCUCUCCUACAUUUUCAUUUCACUUUCCUCGCUUUCCUUCUUCUUCCUCUUCCUCUUCUUCUUCUUCUUCUCCCUCUUCUUCUUCUUCUUUUACUUUUCCUAGUUUUCCUCCUCAAGAAGAUGUAGAUCUAUGUUUGCGUAUUGUAGGAGGAUUGAUGCAAGUAAGACUAGAGCAGAUAAUGCUGCAGGGUAUAUUUUCUACUGGUAUUAGACAUGUUGAAGAGAUAGCAGGCUGCGACCCGUUUAGUUCGUCUGCUGGCAUUCCUCCUGUUCACAACUUAACUGUUUCUUCGACGAGGAGGCAAGUGAAGGAACUUCUUGCAGUACGAAGUAAUGUUACGGGGCACCAUGCUCAAGAGCAGCAACAGCAGCAGCAGCAGCAGCAGCAGCAGCAGCAGGAGAGGCUUAGGGAGGUGCUGGAUCGGUAUGGGAAGGGCCUCCUCACUGAUGCACAUGAGAGAGAAGCUGCAGCACUAUCAGAUGCUGCUGCUGCAGCAUCUUCUGCUGUUGCUGCUGUUCUUUAUUCAGAAAGCGGCAGUACAGCAGCAGCAGACGUAGAUGAUGAUUUUGAUGAUGAUUCUGUCUUUUACCCACCAUCUCCAACUGAGCGUUUUUCUUCUAGCUCUCCACCCCUUUAUGAGUCUUAUCGUUUGCCGUCUUCUUCUUCUUCUUCUUCUUCUUCUUCUUCUUCUUCCUCUUCUUCUGCUUCUUCCUCUUCUUCUUCCUCUUCUUCUUCUUUUUCUUUUCCCUCUUUCUCUCUCUCUUCUUCUUCUUCUACUUCUUCUUCCAGAGAUGCAGAUGUAGAAGAUAAUGAUACUGAUAGUGAAAGUGACUACGAUUAUGAUUUUGAUGAUGAUGUAUUUUAUCCUGGUACAGAUGCAAGUUCUGCUCUAUAUGCUUUCUUUAAUAGAUCCGCUGCUGGUGUUGCUGCUGCUGGUGCUGCUGCUGCUGCUGCUGCUGCUGCUUCCUUUGCUACUGCUGCUGCUGCUGCUGCUGCUGGUUCUGCUGCUGCUGCUGCUGCUGCUGCUUCUAGUACUUCUUCAUCAUCUUCUUUCUACCCUGAAGGUUUCUCUGGUGUUGCAUCUCCGUCUGAGUUCGAUUUGCUUUACUUUUCUUCUUCUUCUUCUUCUUCGUCUUUUUCUUUCCCUAACCCUACUCACUUUGCAUACCCCCCUUCGCCUUCGUUUGUUUUUCCUCCAGCUUCUUCGUUUUCGAUGCCUGUCCCUCAGUCUCCUCCUCCAUUUACUUCUCCUCGAUUUCCUUCGCCUUAUCCUGUGUUUUCAUCACCUUCUGUUUUUCACUUCCCUGUUGGGCAGUUUCCUUCUCCUCCUUCCCCAUAUUUUUCUGCUGCUUCUUCAUUUGGUUCUGCUUCUACUGCAUUUGCUACUGCUGCUUCUUCAUUCGCUUCUGCUGCUUCUUCAUUUGCUUCUGCUGCUUCUUCGUUUACUUCUUCUGAUUCCGCAUUACCUUUUGCUGCUCCCGGUAUUCCUUUUGUUGCUUUUGCUACUCUUGGUACUCCUUUUGCUGUUCCUGGUACUCCUUCUGCUGCUCCUGGUAUUCCUUUUGCUGCUCCUGGUACUCCUGGUGUUGCAGCUGCCGAGGCUGCUACUGGUGCUGCUGCAGGAGCAGCAGCAGGUCAUGAAGCAAAACAUCCUCGGCGGCCUCUCCCUCCAACGAAAUCACCUAGACGACUUCCCUAUCCGUUUUUUGUUACACUUGAUACUCAAAAUGAAGACAACGAAAACGAAGAAAACGAAGAAAAAGAAGAAAAGGAAAAGGAAAAGGAAGAAAAAGAAAAACACUCGCAGUAA
Eimeria acervulina is the source of this 3978-nucleotide messenger RNA. RefSeq lists its product as hypothetical. The record is from RefSeq and is a predicted model, not a curated record. Lineage: Eukaryota; Apicomplexa; Conoidasida; Eucoccidiorida; Eimeriidae. Gene Ontology annotation, cellular component: nucleoplasm; nucleolus. The transcript has a single exon. Bases 1 to 3978 code for a protein of 1325 amino acids.